AUGGCCUUCCGAGAUGGCAAUCACACUAUACCGGAACACAGUCCGGACGUCGAACAGGCCACCGAAGUCGACAGCGAGCGUUCUCCUCAGCUUGACCUGGUCAAAUGCCGCUGCCGUUGCGGAUGUGCUUGCAACUCCAGCCGCCCCAACGACGAGCUCACCGAGGAAGGUGGUGGGGCCGAGUUUGAAGACGAGAUGUCCGUCGAUGGAGAAGAAGGUGCUGACAAGGAGACUGAGUUCGGUGACAUGGGCUCCAUGACUCCACUGGUCGUCCGACUCAUCUUGGCUAGACACCAACGCUGCACCUGCUCAGACACCCCUAGGCCAUAUGCUUGCUGCCGCACCAUGAGCUCAGACGAUCACCCCACUCCCGGCGGCUCAAUGCUCGUACGUCUUAGCCCCAGCCAGCGCACCAUGAGCACUGUGUCGCUCCUAUCGCAGUCUUCGAACGACGAGAUGAGCCUUCACUCCAGCGGCAUUAUAUACCAGGCCGGCACCCAAUUCGAGCAAGGCGAGGCUCAAUCAGUUCCUGAAUACCAUUUCGUACGAACACCGCUCCGAGUUGUUCCGGAGCCUGAGUUCCCAUUCAUGUUCGAGAUCACCGUACACUAUCCUGACGAGCUCGAGAUCGAGACUGGUGCUACUCACGACUUUCCAAUGUACGACUUAUGGUGA
This is a messenger RNA of Recurvomyces mirabilis, 675 nucleotides long. RefSeq lists its product as uncharacterized. The transcript has a single exon. The record is from RefSeq and is a predicted model, not a curated record. Bases 1 to 675 code for a protein of 224 amino acids. NCBI's taxonomy places the organism in Eukaryota, Fungi, Ascomycota, Dothideomycetes, Mycosphaerellales, Teratosphaeriaceae.